AUGCUUGGCUCAGGGAUGAACUUGAUUACUACAAUUAUAGGGUUCGGGAUGAGUGUCACUUUCAUUUUGUUUGUCUGCACCAGACUGAUCUGUGGGAGGCUCCGGCGGGCCGACGAAUCCAGGAGGAUGUUUGAGAUUGAUCUUGAACAGCCACAACAUCAGAAUACUGGCCUUGAACCAGCUGUUGUUGCUGCAAUUCCUACGGUGAAGUUCAACCGUGAGGUUUGCAGUUCUCUGGAAGCUGCACAGUGCACAAUAUGUUUGGGAGAAUAUCAAGAGAAAGAAGUAUUGAGGAUCAUGCCUAAAUGUGGCCACAAUUUUCAUCUCUCUUGCAUUGAUGUAUGGCUAAAGAAACACUCUACCUGUCCAGUUUGCCGACUGCCCUUACAGGGCUCCUUUGAAGCAAAACGUGUAAGACCGGCAGCACUUUCUGGGAUAUACAGCUCUGUCGAGAGCCCAGAGAUUUUAACUGAGCAUUCUCCGCAAUGGCUGCUACCCAGUGCUGAGCAUUCAGAAGGGAGUAGUGGUCAGCAAGGGCACAUUGCAUCCAUAAGUGGAAACCGAGAAUUCAGUCCUGAAGAAGCAGAGACAAGACAACGACAGAGGCAAAGCUAUGUGUGUUCCUAGGCAAAGUGUUCGUAGUCCAUACUAAAUGAAGUUCUGCUGUCACGUUACAUCCGAAAUGUGUACAGGUUUCCAAAAGUUGAAAGGUCUAUGAUAAGAUGGGUAUGUGCACCUUGACCUCCUUGAGUUGGUAGUCUAAGGUGACUGAAUCAUGGAGAUAACUUCCUAGUAGUUUCAGAGAGUUUGUAAAGCACCCAGAUUAUAACGGGGAUCUUAUUCGAGCUCACAACAUGGUUUCAUUUAUUGGGGCGACUCAUCAGUGUCAUAGACCGGGUGAAUCUUUUACAAACCGUUUCUCAGGGUUUUGUAUAGUAUUUAAAUCAAUCUGUACAUAUAAAAGUUAUAACAAGUAGUAUUGUAGCAUCCAUUAAUUUCUUUUCCUGGUAUAAAGUUCAUUUACCAAACAGGUAAAUAAAGUAGCAGAUAAGCAGGCUUGUCGAGUAUGUCUUGUAUCAUUUCACAAUGAUUAGUGGCUCUUCAGAUUGUUCACUCUGGAUCCUGUUCAA
This is a messenger RNA of Diospyros lotus (date-plum), 1130 nucleotides long. RefSeq names its product RING-H2 finger protein ATL8-like. The transcript has 3 exons. NCBI's taxonomy places the organism in Eukaryota, Viridiplantae, Streptophyta, Magnoliopsida, Ericales, Ebenaceae. Bases 1 to 627 code for a protein of 208 amino acids. The record is from RefSeq and is a predicted model, not a curated record.